AUGAACUUGCUCCAAAGUAAGAGCAAUCAGUAUUUACGCGAGGCAAUUCUUGAAGGAAAUAUGGAGAAAACAAGGCGUUACUUAACACUUAAGAUUGGAAAACCAGAUGUGGCAGCGACUACUGAAAGUGGUGGGUUUUCCAUGCUCCACUGUGCCUGUCUCGUGGGUAAUACACAAAUUACAAUGAUGCUACUGCAAUCCGGGGCUGACGUGCUUGCUCUUACUGAUGAUGGCUAUACGGCGCUAGAUCUAGCGAUCUGGAGAGGUCAUUUACAGAUUAUUGAACUGAUGCGGUCUCAAGGCUGCGUGGCACCCAUGAAAGAACCUGAGAGUCUGAAUGGCAAAGUCAUUUUACACUUAGGCCGCAAAGCCACUGUGGUCUUUUUUGAGCCAUCUACAAGCAUCCGUACAAGCAGUUUACGUGGAAUUUAUUAUGAAGAUAAAGAAGAAGCCAAGCUUGUGAACCUUUGGGCAGGUACAGACUACAAGAUUAUCGGUUCGAACCCGAAAUACGAGGAGCUGCGUAAACUUGAUUACCAAUAUGCAGAAAUACCCGUGCCAAUGCCCGAGGUCUAUGAUGCCAUGCUACAGGGUGCACUCCAAGGAGCAGCUUUUUUUUGA
This is a messenger RNA of Peronospora belbahrii, 621 nucleotides long. NCBI's taxonomy places the organism in Eukaryota, Oomycota, Peronosporomycetes, Peronosporales, Peronosporaceae. The record is from the annotation of a GenBank genome assembly.